CAACAGAACGUAAACCGAAAACUCUCGAAUAUGUCUGGUAGCUUCUAGAGCGGUUUGUUUCCAGAUUUCCAGAUGUCUCUCGUAACCGUUACCGAUCUCUAUAAAUCACUUCAUCUUCCACUCAUCAUUCCUCAAUUCGCUACAAUAUCUGCAAAUUAUCCAAACCAUUCGUUAACAAACACACUCAAAUACCUGCAACUUCGAAGAAUAUCGAACAUUCUGCUUACGAUUGAUUUCAUUCCGCUGUUGAACUUACGAUUCAAGGUUUUUUAAGCGAUAUUAUCAGAUAUGAAUCCUGACAAAUUUACACACAAGACAAAUGAGGCAUUGGCUUCAGGUCAUGAGCUUGCUAUGAAUGCUGGUCACGCACAGUUUACGCCGCUACAUAUCGCGGUUGCUUUGAUAUCGGACGCGAAUGGUAUAUUCAGGCAAGCGAUUAGUAAUGCCGGUGGUGAAGAGGCGGCUAAUUCUGCUGAGAGGGUUUUCAAUCAGGCGUUGAAGAAACUUCCCUCGCAGUCGCCUGCACCGGAUGAGGUUCCAGCGAGUAGUUCUCUGAUUAAAGUGAUUCGUCGUGCUCAAAGUUUACAGAAAUCCCGUGGGGACAGUCAUUUAGCGGUGGAUCAGUUGAUUUUGGGGCUUCUUGAAGAUUCACAAAUUAGUGAUCUUAUAAAAGAAGCUGGAGUCGGGGCGUCUCGGGUGAAGAGUGAGGUAGAAAAGCUUAGAGGUAAAGAAGGGAAGAAGGUGGAAAGUGCUUCUGGGGAUACUAAUUUCCAGGCUCUGAAAACCUACGGUCGUGAUCUUGUGGAGCAAGCUGGAAAGCUCGAUCCGGUAAUCGGGCGAGAUGAGGAAAUCAGGAGAGUGAUUAGGAUUCUAUCAAGAAGAACGAAGAAUAAUCCCGUUCUGAUUGGGGAGCCUGGUGUGGGAAAGACUGCUGUUGUUGAAGGGUUAGCACAGAGGAUUGUAAGAGGUGAUGUCCCGAACAAUCUGAGUGAUGUACGCCUUGUGGCAUUGGAUAUGGGGGCGUUGAUCGCUGGAGCCAAAUAUAGAGGGGAGUUCGAGGAGAGAUUGAAAGCGGUUUUGAAAGAAGUUGAAGAAGCUGAAGGGAAAGUGAUAUUGUUCAUUGAUGAAAUCCAUCUUGUUCUUGGAGCGGGUAGAACUGAAGGAUCCAUGGAUGCUGCGAAUCUUUUCAAGCCCAUGUUGGCUAGGGGUCAACUUCGGUGCAUCGGUGCAACCACUUUGGAAGAGUAUAGGAAAUAUGUGGAGAAAGAUGCAGCCUUUGAGAGACGUUUUCAACAGGUUUUGGUGGCUGAACCGAGUGUUCCCGACACCAUAAGCAUUCUUAGAGGGUUGAAAGAGAGAUAUGAAGGCCACCAUGGUGUUCGGAUUCUUGAUCGUGCUCUUGUGGUUGCCGCUCAGCUUUCAAGCCGCUACAUAACUGCACGUUUCUUGCCGGAUAAGGCUAUUGAUCUUGUGGAUGAAGCAUGUGCAAAUGUGAGGGUACAAUUAGACAGUCAGCCUGAAGAAAUUGAUAAUCUUGAAAGGAAGCGGAUGCAGUUGGAGGUUGAACUCCAUGCCUUAGAGAAGGAAAAAGAUAAAGCUAGUAAAGCUCGUCUUGUUGAGGUGAAAAAGGAACUUGAUGACUUGAGAGAUAAGCUUCAACCGCUGAUGAUGAAAUACAAAAAAGAAAAAGAGCGCGUUGAUGAAAUUCGCCGGUUGAAACAGAAAAGGGAAGAACUUUUGGUGGCACUGCAAGAAGCAGAAAGAAGAUAUGAUUUAGCAAGAGCUGCAGACCUGAAAUAUGGAGCAGUUCAAGAAGUGGAGACUGCUAUUGCAAGAAUUGAAGGUAAUGCAGAUGAAAAUGUAAUGCUGACAGAGACAGUGGGACCCGACCAGAUUGCUGAGGUGGUGAGUAGGUGGACUGGUAUACCCGUGACCAGGCUCGGGACAAACGAGAAAGAGAGGCUGAUUGGUCUAGCCGAUAGGUUGCAUCAGCGUGUUGUAGGUCAAGACCAAGCAGUUAGUGCUGUAGCCGAGGCAGUUUUGAGGUCACGUGCUGGUUUGGGUCGGGCCCAGCAGCCAACUGGUUCGUUUCUCUUCUUGGGUCCCACUGGUGUGGGGAAGACCGAGCUUGCUAAGGCUCUUGCGGAACAAUUAUUUGAUGAUGAAAAGCUUAUGAUUAGGAUUGAUAUGUCCGAGUACAUGGAGCAACACUCGGUGGCUCGACUAAUCGGUGCUCCACCUGGGUAUGUUGGUCAUGAAGAAGGUGGUCAACUUACAGAAGCUGUGAGGAGAAGACCAUACAGUGUUGUAUUAUUCGAUGAAGUAGAGAAAGCUCACCAAUCUGUUUUCAACACUCUACUUCAAAUGUUGGAUGAUGGAAGGUUGACAGAUGGUCAAGGUCGCACGGUUGACUUCUCCAACACAGUCAUCAUCAUGACUUCUAAUCUUGGAGCUGAGUAUCUGUUAAAAGGGCUCUCAGGGAAGACCACAAUGGUUAAUGCUCGUGAAAUGGUGAUGCAGGAGGUGAGGAGGCACUUUAAGCCCGAGCUGUUGAACAGGCUAGAUGAGAUUGUGGUUUUCGACCCGCUUUCUCAUGAUCAGUUGAGAAAGGUUGCUAGACUUCAGUUGAAAGAUGUGGCGGUUCGCCUUGCUGACAGAGGUGUGGCUUUAGGAGUCACAGAAGCAGCUUUAGAUGUUAUACUAAAUGAGAGUUACGAUCCGGUAUAUGGAGCGCGACCAAUCAGGAGAUGGCUGGAAAGGAGGGUCGUAACUGAGUUAUCGAAGAUGUUAAUUAGAGAAGAGAUCGAUGAAAACUCGACGGUGUAUAUAGAUGCGGGCAUGGAUGGUGAAGAAUUGAGUUACAGGGUGGAGAGGAAUGGUGGAUUGGUAAAUGCUGCAACAGGGCAGAAGUCUGAUAUACUGAUUGAAGUCCCUACUGCAAAUGGCGGGACUCGCGGUGAUGCUGCACAGGCUGUGAAGAGGAUGAAGAUCGAGGAGAUAGAUGACGACGAUGAAAUGGAUGAGUAAUCGAGAAGCACAGUCGGUCUGUAUUUGUUGAGUCCAAGUGUGGAGAAUGUCGAUUCCUGUUUUGAAUGUUAGUUAAGCAAACUGUCAACAGCACGGACUGCUUGUAUAUGAUGAAAUGAAAUUUGUAUGUUUGAAUCAGUGAAUGAAGCAAAUAUAUGAAUAAAAGAUUUUUGCAACUU
Messenger RNA from Helianthus annuus (common sunflower), 3206 nucleotides. Its product is annotated as chaperone protein ClpB1. Bases 289 to 3027 code for a protein of 912 amino acids. The transcript is spliced from 4 exons. Lineage: Eukaryota; Viridiplantae; Streptophyta; Magnoliopsida; Asterales; Asteraceae. Gene Ontology annotation, cellular component: cytoplasm. Gene Ontology annotation, molecular function: ATP binding; ATP hydrolysis activity. Gene Ontology annotation, biological process: cellular response to heat. The record is from RefSeq and is a predicted model, not a curated record.